Molecule: messenger RNA, 1338 nt
Organism: Bathycoccus prasinos
Lineage: Eukaryota; Viridiplantae; Chlorophyta; Mamiellophyceae; Mamiellales; Bathycoccaceae
Exons: 2
Coding region: 1-1338 (445 amino acids)
Biological process (GO): vesicle-mediated transport
Molecular function (GO): GTPase activator activity
Source: RefSeq, a predicted model, not a curated record
AUGGCGAGCCCAGAAGCGGCGGCAAUCUUGAGAGAGUUACAAGGGAAAAACGGGAACGGGACGUGCGUGGACUGCUCGACGAAAAAUCCACAGUGGGCCUCGGUCUCGUUCGGGUCGUUUAUAUGUUUAGAAUGUUCCGGCGUUCAUCGCUCGUUGGGGGUGCACUUAUCGUUCGUUCGCUCGGUCGGGAUGGACUCGUGGAACGCGACGCAAUUGAAGAAGAUGCAACUCGGAGGGAACGCGAAAGUGAAUCAGUUCUUGGCGAAACACGGCGUUCCGAAAGACGCGCCGAUACACUUGAAAUACGACUCGGCUGCCGCGGAGGCGUUUAGAGAGAAAAUCAGAGUGGAAGCGGAUGGAGGGAAGUACGCGGAACCGGCGAAUAUUCCGAAAGGUUUGAAGCAAAAUACCGGGGAAACGCCGGCGCAUCAACGAACCGGGUUCGAGAACGGACAAACGCUGGGGAGUUCGAAAGGGACGACGGGAAUGGGAAGUCGAUCGAGCCAGAAUAACUUACAAAAAGGGGGAAGCGGCGGUGUUAGUAAUAAUAAUAAUAAUAAUAAUAGCAAUAGAUCGGAGUACUCCAUGGCGGAAAUGGAAGCGUCGGCGUCGAGAAAAGAAGCUUUUUUCGCGCAGCAACAGGCGAGAAACGCGGCGAAACCGGAAGGUAUCGCGCCGAGCCAAGGCGGGAAAUUCGUCGGUUUCGGAUCGCAACCGCCUCCGGGGAGAAGUAAGAGCAGCGCGAACGACGACGUCUUAGGAAGCAUGUGGAACGGUUUGAGUUCGGUGACGAAGUCGUUGGCGGAUACGACGUUAUCGGCUGCGCAAAAAGCGAAAGAAGCGGCUUCGCGCGCGGCGGAUCAAGAGUCCAUGGAAAGCGCCAAGCAAGCCGCGAAUAAAGCGGGUAGUUGGUUUUCCUCGGCGCUGAGUUCAGUAGCAACUGGGGUGUCGAGCUUAGCUUCGGAUAUUCCGAAAACGCUCGGGGCGGACGAUUCGAGCGGCAACGCGUUUCCGAGACCGGAAGGGUACGUCGAUUUGCGCCCACCGAAAAGUCCAAACUCGAGAUUUGUCGGGUUUGGUAACGACGACGAAUGGGGAGACAACGCCGGAGGCGACGAAGAGGACGAAGAGGACGAAUGGAAACCGGCGUCAAAACAACCACAACAACAACAAGGAAUGAGUUCCAAUAACGCGUCAAAAUCGUCCAUGAACUCAAUUUCAAGCAAUUCUUUAUCCAACUCGCAACCGAAGAAGCAAACGCAACAGCAAAAGCCGAAGUGGGACAACAACAAUAACGACGUUGACGACGACGACGAUGACGCCGAUUGGGGCACGUAA